Messenger RNA from Paramecium octaurelia, 1827 nucleotides. Lineage: Eukaryota; Ciliophora; Oligohymenophorea; Peniculida; Parameciidae. The record is from the annotation of a GenBank genome assembly.
AUGCAAAGCAGAACAAGUUAAUCAGCAAAAUAAAUCGAAGCUGAUACUCCAGUUCAAAAUACAUCAGAAGAUGGAAAGCUACUUAAAUCUGUUAGAAAGGUCUAAUAAAUAAGAUAAUUGCUUACAGCUAAUACACCUGCAAAAUCCUUGCCUAGCUACUAAUUAGAUGCUGCUCCCUUAAAGGAGUACAACCCAUAAAAACAAUUGUCAAAAUAAAUUACAUUUGACGAGGUUAAUGAUGAGGAACUGCAAAGAUACAAAGCGGAAUGGCAUUGGUUUGUAUUCUUCGAAUUUCUAUUUUAUCAUAUGUUGUUUUAUAUAUUAUUAGGUCCUUUUGUUGUCUUAGUCUUAUUUAAAUAUCCUGGGAUAAUCUUAUUAAAAAACAUGAGGUUUUGUAAACACUCAUCCUCAUUUUAUAUGCAAACUCUCUUAUGGUGUGGAUCUGCAUUAGGUGGUUUAAUGUAUUUUAUCCAAGACUAAAGUGUUAUAACAUUGACAGAAAUUAUUUUUAUGUGGUUUGCUAUUACGACUCGUUCAGUAGUUAUUGCUGCUAAAUAUGCUACUUUAAGUUUGGCUAGAAUUCGAUUAUAUAAAACUGAAGAACUCCCUGAUGAAAUGUUUAAUUUUGAUCUGAUGUUUUAAGAUUGGUUUGAACAAUCCUCCAAAGUUCUGUUUUUAGAGUAAUACAGAGCUUUAAGAAGACAUGAAUAGGAGUAUUCUUUAUAUAAAUUUGAUUUUCUUUUGGAUCCAAAUAAAAAAACAGCUGAUGCAAUUAAAACAACAAAUAUAUGUUUUUAUUUAGAAUGGGCAAUGAAACAAUAGAUGAAAUAAACUGAUCCUAUUAUUGAAUAAGUAUAUUAUAAUGGAUUUCAUGUCUUUGGUUACUUAGUCAACUACUAUUAGAAGAACAACCCUACUUCAUUAUUUUAUAAAUAUAUGAUUGGAAUGUCUAUAUUUUAUGGCAUCUCUCCCACUUUUAUCCGAUUGUAACACUUUAUGGGAAACAUACCAGAUUGGCUGGACAUAAUAAGAUUAAUAGUUAAUUUUUUGACGUCAAUGUAGGCAUUUUUUGGUUCUAUUAUCUUCUUAGGCAUAGGAAUAUAUGAUUUUAGAAGAAAGUUCUUUUUACUUGAUUAAUGUCUCUAUAUGCUCUCAGCUAAAAAGGUUUCAUAUACAACAGCCAAAAAACUCAUCCCUACCAUAAAUUUUAAUAAUCCUUAAACUUUAUAGGCAUGGUCCAUUUUUAGAUCCUUGUGUUUUGAUUACGGACAAACAUAUAAUCUAAGAGUUCAGGGAUUUUAUUCUUUAAUUUUUGUAGCCAAUAUAGUUUUUAUAUUUCUCACUUUAGGCUUGAUCUUAGAUUUUAUCCAUAUUGAUAUGUUUUAACUAAUAUUGCUUGGUGAAAUGGCAAUUAUCCUAAUUGGAUUUACUUUAUAUUAUCUUUACUUAGGAGCAUCACUUAACGAAUACUUUGAUAGUUUUGAAACAUUGUUGGAUGAUGUCAAAUCAAUUUAUUAAGACAUCUUAAGGAUGAGAGAAUAAUACUUCCAGAAUAAUAUCUAACCAAUAAAUGAUGUUCAUAAAAUUUUUGUAAAUAUUAUACGAGAUUAAAUUGGGGUUGAUGUGGAUACAGUAAAGGAAUACAUUGAAUUGAUAGUUGAAGAAUUGGAGAACAAUUAGAGAUAACUUGGUUAUGAUAGAAGAAACAAUCCAUUUAAAUUAUAUGGUGUAGUAAUUACUUAUAAUUUGCUAAAAAGUGCUGGUGUUGGACUAUCAACUGUGUUUAGUUACGCUAUUUAACAAAGGUUCUCAAAUAAAGAAAAAUGA